AUGGCCGCUCGAUUGACAUCGAAAUCGGCACCAUCGCCAGCUUCGUCUGGCGCCAUCGUCCCUGCGCAGCUCGGCUUCCUCGCUAUCUUCAACCCCUCACUCGGCAACACGGACGAGACCAUCGACGACCAGAUUGUCUACUACGCCUCCGUUAGCACUCAGUCCUCUUCCCACAGGCGCCGACGCACUCGAGGACUGCCGACCCAACACAUAUCCCCCGAAGAACGUAAUGAACGCCUGCGUCAGAUCGGCCUUGCCCAGGGCAUGGCCAGCUUCAGUAGAGGCUUCGCGGGUGGCGCGAAUCUGGAUACCAUCGACACCGAGAAGGCCAGGGUAGUUCUCCACGAGCUGGAGCCUGGAUGGUGGAUAUUGGCUAGCAUCGACCUAACGAAAGUGCCCCUCCCUCCUAGACUUCCUACCAAGAACAGCGAGUUGGCCGAGGACCGAUAUGAAUAUUCAAGUCGCGAGAUGAAGCCGUCAAACCUCCUUAUGAGAGAUCUUUUACGAGCCCACAGUACUUUCCUUAUGCACCACGAUUCGUCCUUGAGUGCCUUGUUUGUCCGAACCAAGCGCACCAAGUUCGUCGCAGUUCUGAGCCGCUACUGGGACUUGUUUCUCUCGACAUGGAACGUCAUGCUACAUGGGAACCCGGCACGAGACGUCUUUGGGGGUAUAAAUAUUGCAGCAUCAGGCGAGCUUGGCGUUGGUGUCGGCGAGGAAGAUCGGGGAAGUGGCGAGAGAGAGGUCUUAGAGGGGCUGGUCGGCAGAAUAGAGGGUCUCGUUGACUUGGUCGUAUCAAAGUUUGGCGACGAUGACCCCGAGGCAUCAUCCGAAUCGAAGAACGGCGAAUCGAAGCCGUGGUUAGGGACCGGCCAAGAACCCGGGUCGGAAGAUGGAGCUAUAUUUCUGGGAACAGGCGCUCUCUCCAGGAAGUCUCUGAGGGAUGUGACGCACUGGAUGGAGGAUCUCUAUACCUGGGGGGAACAGGCUUACGGCGUCAUUGAGAGCCCGACAUCCGUUCGUCGGGCUAAAAAGAGACGAGCAAGCAAAGCAACGAUCCAAAAGCCUGCCAAAGAUUCCAUCCCACCACCUGUUAUUGUUGAGCCAAGAAAGCCCGCAACAGACGAGGUGCAACAGUCCGACCCGCAAAAGUCCGAUCCUGAUGCCCUAGCUGUGGACAAGCCACAAGCCCGAGAAGGGGAAGAUGGGAAACUAGACAAGAUGGUCAGUUACCUGAAGUUAGGCUACGGAACAUACUGGUCUCUGCCUGGUGGCUCAGAUUCCUCCAAGGGAUCACCAGGCCCUGAGACGCCGGAAUCUAGCAAGCAUGUUGGCGAUUCCCCUACGCAUACCCGGUCGUCACUGGCUGGUCGCUCGCCGUCUUAUGACGCCGCGGGCCAGUACCUCAUCGGUCUUAAGGGAGACAUUGAGGAGGACUACAAAAGCGACGGGGACACAAGUCGACACAGCUCUGACGGCUCGGACCUAGAGCAUAACUCGCGCACCGUCCUACGAACUGUCCAUAUCGAACUUGAGAGUGAGGCAGCAGACAGACCAGAAGCCACCAUCAUCCGCGACUUUGAGCAUCCGGCCAGCCCUCUCACACAGUCACAGGUCGUUGGCAACAUGCUCCCCGGCUAUGACUCUCACGACCUCAACAAAGCUAUCAAGUUGCGCGUCGUCGUUUACGUCAACCGUCCGUUUGUCUUCGUCUUUCUCUUCCACCUGCGCACCGACUCACUGGCCUGGGACUCACUCUAUCGCUCGUUGCAUCACCAACUCGCCCCCCUCCGGAAGCCCCUCAUAUCCUCCACGCGAUACCGCCCUGAACGGCCAGGAGCCGACGUGGCGGGUACUGGCAAUAAUAGCAUAUAUGACCUCAUCUGGGACCCGGACGCCCUCACCGUCCACUCUUCCAUCCCCAACAUCCCCGAUCACUACAUGACUCCAGAGCUCUGGUCCCGCUCUGACGCUUUAAACACUCACACACACCUCCUGAACAUCCACGCGGCCUCCCGCUCUCGCACGACAGCCCUUGAACGCACACAGAAAACCAACCGCGGCUGGUGGAUCGUCUGGACACGCCUCCUCGAUCGCCACGACGAAGCUAUUAGCACCUCGAACACAAACACCAAUAACCUCUCUACUAUCCACGAGGCAGGUUCUGACACGAGCUCCGUGGGAGACCCCGACCCGGAUGACACCCCGCCCCCGGACAACCGAUCCCUCACCCCCGUCAUCGCCAAGGAAAUCUUCCUCAUCCGUCGCGCAAGCGACCAUGUCGGCUUCCGCAGCGCAUAUGCCGACUCAUCCACCGGCGGUGGUGACGGUGCUAGUCGCCUGGCACAGGGCAUUGGCGUUGACACCCGUCGCUACGUCGAUGAGCUCUUGAGCUUGCUGUAG
This is a messenger RNA of Ilyonectria robusta, 2403 nucleotides long. RefSeq lists its product as uncharacterized. Gene Ontology annotation, cellular component: intracellular membrane-bounded organelle; Mon1-Ccz1 complex. The record is from RefSeq and is a predicted model, not a curated record. The coding region runs from base 1 to 2403 and encodes 800 amino acids. The transcript has 2 exons. NCBI's taxonomy places the organism in Eukaryota, Fungi, Ascomycota, Sordariomycetes, Hypocreales, Nectriaceae. Gene Ontology annotation, biological process: vesicle-mediated transport.